GCAGGCAGUCAGUGCGUCAGAAACAUUCGCAGGGCGCUCAUCGUGCGGCCCAAAUCCUAUUCCGCGCUGCCACCGUGGCACAGACAAAGCGAGCGAACGAGAGAAAGAGCCAGAGAAAGAGCGAGAGAGAGGGAGAGAACGAGCGAACAAGAGUGGGAAGCAGCAGGCGCUGGGCCAGCUGGCACAGAAAGCGGAACUGGCCACCAAUUGAUUUUUUCUUUGGCAGCAACGGGAAACAACGCGCAAAAGUGAACCCAGAAACGGUAAACAAAAGAGCGCAGCGUUUGAGGCCUGCGAUUCCAUAUGGAAAUGGAGGAGACACUGCAGUUGGUCGAGACGGAGGCAGAGGCUACGGAAUCAAUGGAGUCAAUGGAAUCAUCCCCCGUUGAAGGCCAGCAGCAGCCUGUGCAUGAGACGAACAGCUGCGACGGCAAAGCUGUCACAUAUCCGGAGGAAACCGAGCCCGAAACGGAGCCCGAGCAGAUGCUGAGCGAGCGAUGGUCGCCGCUGGGUGCCAACUACGAUGACGCCAACAGCGCCAGCUCCGGUGUGGACUGCGAUCUGGAGCCCACAUUGCUGGGCCUCAGCCUGGCGAAGGGCGGCCCCGGCAUGGAGACGGAGAGUGCCAGCGAACUGGCGCGCCUUCGCAGCAUCGAGGAUGAGCAGGAGCUGCUCACCAGCUCCCUGCUGGCCCUCACCUCGCACUUUGCCCACGUCCAGCUGCGGGUGCGACAGAUUGUCGAGGCACCCGCUGAGGAGCGCGACCAGUUGCUGCGCGAUCUGGAUGACUUUGCCUUCCAGGGCAUACCCGAUGCGGGUCUCGGCCAGCAGAAGGACUCCCUGGCGGAGGGGGAGGCGCAGGCGGAGCGGGAAACGGAGUCCGAUGGCCAGCUGAUUGAGCAGCUCAAGUCGCAGCUGACGGAGCUGGAGCAGUUGGCCUACGAGGCCGGUGAGCCGGGCAUCCUGCCGCAGCAUGUGCUCCUCGAGAAGCAGAAGUUCAUACUGGACGAGCUGCGGGCGAAGCUGAACCUGCAGGUGGAGCAGCAGGACCUGCCGUCGCUCAGCACGGAUCAGCUGCGCCACCAGGUGGACAAUGCCAUCGGCGAGUUUGUGGGCCCACUGAAGAUGAAGGAGCAACUGGUGGCCCAGCUGAAGACGCAGAUCACCGACCUGGAGCGCUUCAUUGCCUUCCUGCAGUGCGAUGCGGCCGGCUCCGGUUCGGGCGCUUCGACCAGUGGCAGCGACAGGCUGAAGCUCCUCUCGGGCGCCUACAACAGCUAUGCGGCCAAGCAGACGGCCCGCUCCCAGGCCACGCUGCCCGCUCCGGCGGAGACUUCGUCUGCCCAUUCCUCCAUCCUGCCCGUGGCCCAGGCGGGCGAGAGCCUGCACAGCAAGGCGCACGGACUGCUGGACAAGGCCUCCAUCCUGAUGCAGAUGUUCGCCAGCACGCACCUGGCCAAGCCGCGCGAGGAUUUCCAGCAGAACACCCUGAAGAAUACGCACAAGGGCAAUCACUGGGGGGAUCUUCGUGCCCAGCUGGAGGUGGACAUCCAGGAGGUGGCCGCCCUGGCCGCCACGCUCAGCUGCGACCGCGAGAAGUUGGCCAACAUCAAGCGGGCCCUGCGCCAACAGCAACAGCAGCAGCAGGCGGGAUCCUCGAGCACGUGCCUCAAUCCACAGAACGGAGCGUUGAUUACCUUGCCACCGCGCUGCAGGCGGGUUGUGGCCGCUGGCCAUGAGCUGGCACCAUAUGCCACGGCCGCUGCGUCAGCGGCCACCUCCUCCGACUCGGACGAGGAGGCCAGCUACGACCGCUUCGAGUGGGAGAAGGAUAUCAAAGGUCUGAGUCUGGGCAGGCGCAUCGUACACAUGCGCGGCGACUCCAUAGCCACCAUUGGACGCGAACUGACGACGGUGGUGCGCAAGAACUUUGCCCGCACCCUGCAGCAGCUAAUCCAGCAUGGCCUGCGGAUACCCGCCGAAACGGCGGCAUCCAGCCUGAUGGUGCCCUUCAUGCGGUGCCUGCAUCCGGGCACGCAGCGCAUGGCUGCACCGUCUUCCCAGGAGUCGCCGUUUCUGGGCCUCGGCCGGGGCAUGCACGCCUGGGAGCUGAUUUUCGAGUACUACCAGAUGAAGCAUGGCGAAGAGUACAACAAUACGCCGGCGAGGAAGCUGUCGCUGAGCUUCCAGCUGGACAUUGUCGACGCCCAGGCAGUGACGGCCAAGCAGAGCCUGCUCAGCACCGUGGGCAUGAUCCUGGCCAUGCACAAGCCCUACAAGCGCAGCCACAACGCCCACUUCAAGGCGUUCGUCUGUGCGGGACUCAACUCCCAUUUGCUGGUGGAGUGGCUGAAUCUGAUCCUCAGCUGCAACGAGCUGAUCGACACCUACUACUCGUCCACCAGCUAUGUGGCCCGCACGGGCUUCCGCGACUCGUUGCGCUCCAUCGACGCCCUGUCCAAGUAUGACUUUGAUCUGCCCGUGGACCUGGCCAUCCGCCACUUUCGCAACAUCUAGAGAGGAAGGCCACGAAACCAGCUGAGAAUUCUUAUUUAUGUGUAUGAUAUAUUUUUGGCCAGGAUGGCCGGGCUGCUGCCCGAGAUGGCAUCCUGGCAACUAGUCCAAAUCGUACUCUCGUACUAUUCCCUCACUCUUAUGUAUAAACUCGUGUAUAUAACCUUAGAUAUGUCCCAUUAAAUCAAUUGCUAAUCCUAA
Drosophila obscura is the source of this 2715-nucleotide messenger RNA. Its product is annotated as RUN domain-containing protein 1. Lineage: Eukaryota; Metazoa; Arthropoda; Insecta; Diptera; Drosophilidae. Bases 304 to 2517 code for a protein of 737 amino acids. The transcript is spliced from 3 exons. The record is from RefSeq and is a predicted model, not a curated record.